This is a messenger RNA of Cephus cinctus (wheat stem sawfly), 1363 nucleotides long. RefSeq names its product pro-resilin. NCBI's taxonomy places the organism in Eukaryota, Metazoa, Arthropoda, Insecta, Hymenoptera, Cephidae. The coding region runs from base 144 to 698 and encodes 184 amino acids. Gene Ontology annotation, cellular component: extracellular matrix. The record is from RefSeq and is a predicted model, not a curated record. The transcript is spliced from 3 exons.
AAGAGUAAAAACGGAUACCUUUUCAACCAUACAUAUAAAUAUAUAUAUACAUAUAUAUAUAUAUAUAUACAUAUAUAUAUUAGGUUAAUACCUGAUCAUUACAAAUUUUACGUGAAUUUCGCGUUACCUUGCAAGAUCGAAGCAUGAAGAUCGUCAGUGUUAUCGCAUUAACGGUACUGAGCCUAGUCAAUGCCAAACCGGAACCUCCAGUGAAUCAGUACUUACCACCAAAUCAACAGUAUGCGCCACAAGGAAACGGUAUAGAAUAUCCUGGUAUCUCUAGAGUACCUAGUGGUCCAGGUACUCCAAGUGGUUCCAAUGGUCCUAGCGGUCCUGGUGGAUUGGCGAACAAUCAAUAUCUUCCUCCUAACGGACAGAUCAAUUCACUUGUAAAUGGAGGAUACAACAGCGAUGCCAAUGACACUCCAGCCAAGUAUGACUUUGAAUACAUGGUGAAUGAUCAGGAAACCGGAAAUGAUUUUGGUCACAAAGAAAAUCGAGAUGGAGACUUAACCAGGGGUGUCUACUAUGUUUUGUUACCGGAUGGUCGUCGUCAAACCGUAGAGUACGAAGCUGAUCAAGAUGGUUUCCGGCCCAAAGUGACCUACACUCAGGAAGGUAAUGGAAUUGGAAACGGAAAUGGAGGUGGAAAUGGAAAUCAGGGAUAUCCUGAUUCCAAUUCCGGUUACAGAUAUUAAAUACUGAAAUAUCAAGUCAACAUAGAAUAUCCAAGAUCUAUAUUGAUCUGAUUUCUCAAAACCGAGACCAUACCCGAUAUAGCGCCAUCCCUGUAAUAUAGUUCAUUAAUCUAAACUCAUCAAGCAAGCAGUGCUAAAUUAUAUUAAUAUAAUUAUAUUUAACAAAUCUAAAUACAUAUAUAUACUUGUCAAAGGAUAGUUAUGAGGAUGCGUGACACUCACAACGGCAAGCCUAUACGUUUUUUUCUAAAAAAAAAUAAACCUUCAGACAUGUAGCAUUAGAGUUAUAAUCUAAUCUAACCAAAAGAAACCAUUUGUUAGCCCAUCAACUCCGAGUGUCUAGCAUGGAAAAUUUUUGGAAAAAUUUGAUGGGAGUGCCGCUUUAUGAUCCUGACAGUAUAUCUUACGUAUCAAAAUGCUAUCAGGCCCGUCCUAACAAACACCGAAUGUCCUCAUAACUACCAAUACUCAAGACAAAAAGUCCUGAGAACUACCCUUCUUAAAAAUAUACAUAUAUAAAUCAAUCAAUCAAUCUGUUCUCAUUACAUCAAAGAGUCACUUCCUCAUAAAACCAUCCUAUGUCCCAUCGUUAGCAAAUAUAUAAGGUACUCAUAAAGUAACUUCCCAAUAUCCAGUCGUUUAGAAUAAAAUUUUUGAAACUGAAA